AUGUCGAGUUCUCUUUCCACCGCUCUUGUGCUGGUCACUAUCGCCACUUUCAUCAUCACACAAGCUGUUGCCGUACCAUUUAACGAUGAGCAGCGCUUCGAGCGGCAAGCCGAGAGAGGACUAGGAGACAAAUCGUACGCCCCCUAUGAAGUAGCGUGCCCUUCAGACGAAACUUGGGUUCGUAAUGCUACUACGGGUCUUGCUACCGCUGAGCAGGACUACAUCAAUCAGCGAAAGAGCCUCGUAGAUGCCGCGGUGGAGAAGAUGAUGGCGGCCCGAGGGUCGGAUAACCCGCCAAGGAUGCAGAACAUAGGUGUGGCUCUCUCCGGAGGGGGCUAUCGAGCAAUGCAUGUGGGUCUGGGCGGCGUGAUGGGUCCGAUGAACGAAAGUUCAGAGGCGGCGUCGAGCGGCACAGGGGGCUGGCUUGAAGCGACUAAUUAUAUGGCCGGUCUAAAUGGAGGAAGUUGGGCUGUGGGGUCGUUUGUGGCGAAUGGUGGAGCCCUCCCCAGCACACUUAUCCAAGAUCUGUACGAAAUCGACUCCAAUCUCAUAUUCCCGUCCACCGGGAAAAUCGCCUUCUACAUGGAGCUUUUCAACUGA
Molecule: messenger RNA, 600 nt
Organism: Cryptococcus wingfieldii CBS 7118
Lineage: Eukaryota; Fungi; Basidiomycota; Tremellomycetes; Tremellales; Cryptococcaceae
Exons: 4
Coding region: 1-600 (199 amino acids)
Biological process (GO): glycerophospholipid catabolic process
Cellular component (GO): cytosol
Molecular function (GO): A2-type glycerophospholipase activity
Source: RefSeq, a predicted model, not a curated record